AAUAUUUGCUUUUGCUAACCACUGCUAAAACCUAAUUAAAAAAAAACUAUUAGUAUCGGACUAUUGGUGUGCAUGAAAUUCUUGAAAUUUCCUUACAAAAUCAAGUCCAAUCGUGAGCUCUUUCGGAAAAUUUACAGAGAGUUUGAGAGAGAGAGAGAGGGAGAGACAAGUUUAAGAACAGGCGCAAUUAGGAAAAAAAAAUAAAAUUUUCCAAGUACUUAUAAUUGUAUCCAACACUCAUUUCCAACAAAACUUCCAAAAUCUUUGCUUUUCCAAAACAUCAGUAUAAGAAGAAGCAAAGUGAAAAUCAAAACUUGUUUUUUAGGGCAAACUAAGAGAAGAGGGUAAAAAUAGAGAAUGUUUUUUUCGGGCGAUCCAUCGUCUCGAAAGCGGGUCGAUUUGGGGGGUCGAAGCUCUAAGGAGAGAGAUAGGCAAAAGCUUUUGGAGCAAACUCGGUUGGAGCGAAAACGUAGAUUGUUUCAACGUGAACAGAAUUCUGCUGCUAUUAAAAUUCAGAAAUGCUACAGAGCCUGGAAGGCUGUUGAAGUUGAACACCAAAAGAUGCGGGAGCAGUUUUUUGUUAAAUAUGGGAAGCGUUGCCAGAAUGUUGGCAGACAUUGUUUUGAUCCAGAUUCAAGGUUUCUCUGUGAAUUAUUGUUUUUUUUCAAUCCGAGAAAUGAGGAAGAUCUUUUUGCUCUUGCGGAGACUUGCCGACUACUUCAGGCUUUUGCUCAAGAUAGUGGGGAUGUCAUUACGUUGUUUACAGGAAUGGCUUAUUCAUCAAACCGCAGUUUGGUUGAUUACAGGGUGAAGCAGCUGUCUUAUGGGUGUAUUCGUGCUGUUCAUGCUUAUAGGAGUCGAUUCAAGAAACAAUCAUCCUGUUCAGAAUCCAAUUCACACAUCUUAACAGUUUUGCUGGAAGCUACUGCUAGGUUGAUUGAUCCCAAACUUCCAUGGGCUUGUGGAACAGUUUGCUAUCUUUUUAACAGAAGUAUCUUUACCUUAUUUAGAGAGAUAAUUCUUGCUGCCAAGGAAAGUUUUAACACUCAGAAUAUGAUGAAAGUGUCUUCCUUGGAGCAAGUGCUUACCCUAAUUGUACCUCAUGUUGGUGAGAAGCCAUGCGUGUGCCAAACAGCUGAUCACUGGUGUAGCUUUUCGUCACAAAUUCUUACGAUACCAUUUUUCUGGCAGAUGUUUCCACGCCUAAAAGAGGUAUUUGCUAGAGAGCAGUUGUGCAAGCAUUAUUUGCACCAGAUGUCAUUACAUGUGCGAAGUCACACUAACAUUCUACCAAAAGAUGUAUCAGCUGAAUAUCCAAGUUAUGCUUGUCUACUCGGAAAUGUAUUAGAAGCAGCCGCACUUGCUUUGUCGGAGGCUAGCUGCUCAUUUGAGAUGGCUGUUGACCUAGCUGGAGUAGCGACAUGUUUGUUGGAAAUGCUCCCUCCUCUAAAGUCAUUCAGUAGAGGAACUACAGAGAAUUCUACUAUGGAGGAUGAUGAAAUGAUCGAAGUGGAAGAAUAUAGUGGAAAUGUUUUAAGUGAGGAUUUGGAAUCUCAGAUUACUAGCGCGAUAGACCCACGGUUUCUUCUUCAAUUGAUUAAUGUUUUGCUUGGAGGAUUUCCUUCAUUCACGGAUAAAGUCAGUACGGACAACAGAGAAGUGAUAGCUGUUGGAGCAGCAUGCGCCUUCUUGCAUGUGACUUUUAACACCUUGCCACUUGAACGCAUUAUGACAAUCUUAGCAUACAGGACUACACUUGUUCCUGUUCUUUGGAGCUUUAUGAAGCGGUGUCAUGAGACUCAGAACUGGUCAAUAGUGGCAGAGAGAUCCCUUUACUUGCCGGAAGGUGUACCUGGUUGGCUGUUGCCUUUGGCCGUUUUCUGCCCUGUAUACAAGCACAUGCUGAUGAUUGUUGAUAAUGAAGAGUUCUAUGAACAUGAAAAACCCUUGGCGCUGAUGGAUAUUAGAUACUUAAUUGUUAUUUUACGACAGGCUUUGUGGCAGCUGCUGUGGGUAAAUCCAGUGGCUCCAUUAGACAUGGUUAAAUCUAAGGCUGAGAGAUUGGCUUCCAAGAAGCAGCCUUUAGAAUUUUUGCAGCAUAGGGUCAGCAUAGUUGUGGCUGAGCUUCUCAGUCAGUUGCAAGAUUGGAACAAUAGAAGGCAGUUUGCCCCUUCAAGUGACUUCCACGCAGAUGGUGUAAAUGAUUUUUUCAUUUCUCAGGCCAUGCAGGAAAAUACUAGGGCACGUGAAAUAGUGAAGCAAGCUCCAUUUCUGGUGCCUUUUACAAGCAGGGUUAAAAUAUUUGCUUCUCUAUUGGCUGCUGCAAGAAAAAUAGAUGGUUCGCGGGCUGUUUUCACUAGAAAUCGGCUCAAAAUACGGCGAGAUCAUAUCUUGGAAGAUUCUUUUAAUCAGUUGAGUGCAGAUGACGACCUUCGAGAACGGAUGCGUGUAACAUUCAUUAAUGAACUUGGGGUUGAGGAAGCUGGAGUAGAUGGUGGUGGGAUUUUCAAAGAUUUUAUGGAGAACGUCACACGAGCUGCUUUUGAUAUACAGUACGGAUUGUUUAAGGAGACAGCUGAUCACCUACUCUAUCCUAAUCCUGGAUCAGGAUUAGUCCAUGAGCAGCAUCUGGAGUACUUCCGUUUCUUGGGAACAAUUCUUGCAAAGGCAAUGUUCGAGGGCAUUCUCGUGGACAUACCAUUUGCAACAUUCUUCUUGAGUAAACUGAAACAAAAGCACAACUAUCUAAAUGAUCUGCCUUCACUGGACCCAGAACUGUAUCGCCACCUUAUCUUUUUGAAGCAUUAUCAAGGUGAUGUUUCAGGAUUAGAGUUAUACUUUGUCAUUGUAAAUAAUGAAUAUGGAGAACAAACAGAAGAUGAAUUGAUUCCUGGAGGGAAAAAUAUUCGUGUUACGAAUGAGAAUGUGAUUCCAUUUAUUCAUCUAGUAGCUAAUCAUCGAUUGAAUUAUCAGAUACGUCAGCAAAGUUCGCAUUUCCUGAGAGGAUUUCAGCAACUCGUACGAAAGGAAUGGAUUGAUAUGUUCAAUGAACAUGAACUUCAGAUUUUGAUAUCUGGUUCACUUGAUGGUUUGGAUAUAGACGACCUGCGUUCUCAUACGCAAUACUCAGGUGGAUACCAUGCGGAUCACUAUGUUAUUGACAUGUUCUGGGAAGUCCUCAAGAGCUUUACACAGGAAAAUCAGAUGAAAUUUCUCAAAUUUGUCACUGGAUGCUCUCGUGGACCAUUGCUUGGUUUCAAAUCCCUGGAGCCUCAGUUCUGCAUACAAAGAGCUGGUGGUAGUGCUACAGAGGAAACUCUUGAUCGUUUGCCAACAUCAGCGACUUGUAUGAACCUUCUGAAGCUUCCACCAUAUAGAAGCAAGGAGCAACUAGAGAGAAAAUUGCUCUAUGCUAUAAACUCAGAGGCUGGAUUCGACCUGAGUUGAUAUAGCAGAAUGUUUUCUGCAAAACCAUGUCUCGCUUAUGCAAUCAUUGGAGAGAGCUGUGCUCUUCGGAUGUUCUCAAUCGGCAUUCAGUUACAUGAGUAGAAGUUCUGCAGGGUCAUUAUUGAUCCUUACAGGCACUGCCGAGAAAAAACACAAAGGAGAGAGUCAAGAUCAAGCAAAGGACCACUGUAGAUACAAGUAUAUUACUAGCUUGCUGUUUCAUCUAAAUGUAAAUCAGUUCAAAGUUCCGGAGUACUAAGCUUCAGGAAGUUGUGUACAGGGUGAUAGCCUUCCUCGUAUGGAGUAAUGUCAACAUUUGUAUAAUCAUUCUAUAUUGACUUUCUUAAAGAUAGCUCCCUUAGAUGUUUGAGUGAUGGUUCCAGUCUAUAGAUGAUCAAAAGAAGCACAAGAUAAAUGUAUUUUGUACCUUAAAACGGAGGACUUGCGAAAAUUACAUCUUGCUUCGCUUGCAUAAUCAAUGUAAUUAACAUUACGAGUAAUUGAUAUGAGAUUAGUAAAAAAAAUUAGUAUUAUGGAUUUGCUUA
Beta vulgaris subsp. vulgaris (sugar beet) is the source of this 3992-nucleotide messenger RNA. RefSeq names its product E3 ubiquitin-protein ligase UPL6. The record is from RefSeq and is a predicted model, not a curated record. Gene Ontology annotation, biological process: protein polyubiquitination; ubiquitin-dependent protein catabolic process. Bases 358 to 3447 code for a protein of 1029 amino acids. Lineage: Eukaryota; Viridiplantae; Streptophyta; Magnoliopsida; Caryophyllales; Amaranthaceae. Gene Ontology annotation, molecular function: ubiquitin protein ligase activity. The transcript is spliced from 27 exons.